This is a messenger RNA of Wasmannia auropunctata (little fire ant), 5490 nucleotides long. RefSeq names its product filamentous growth regulator 23. The record is from RefSeq and is a predicted model, not a curated record. NCBI's taxonomy places the organism in Eukaryota, Metazoa, Arthropoda, Insecta, Hymenoptera, Formicidae. The transcript is spliced from 10 exons. Bases 646 to 5262 code for a protein of 1538 amino acids. Gene Ontology annotation, biological process: protein dephosphorylation. Gene Ontology annotation, molecular function: protein tyrosine phosphatase activity.
CAAAGGCAUCAAAAGCGUGCGCCGCCGCCUGUGCACCUCCGCGCGGACGGACGGAGCGAGCGGUACAGCAGUAACGCGCCGAGCGUUGUCGUGGGAGGGCGAUCCUUUUUCUUCCGCCGUUCGCGCUCACGUUGGCGCCAAAUCGGAGCAAAAGCGGAGCACACCGCGUGGCUCCUCGCACGCGGAGCGCGUGUCUUAAUUUAAUUAAUACUGCUCGGCCUGGACUCGACCGCGGUCGUUCGCGGGGGUGGAGUGAGUAGCGCGGAAUUUGCUACGUACUGAAGCAAGUGCUGGAGCGAGAGAACGCGUCGUCAUGGGUACCGUGUGUUGUGCCCCGCGGGUGUAGAGUGCGGAUUCCGCGCGAAACGAGCGAGGGGGAUAAAGAAAGGGGGAUAGGGAAGCGGCGUGCUGAGAAAAGAUAACGAGGAUACAGAGCGCGGUGCGGGCUAAACUGCGACUCGCGCCGAGGCGAAGUCUCGUCGUGGAGGAGAGAGAGCGCGAGGGUGAGACGGAGAGCCGGGAGACGGGAAAGAGAUAGGAGGCGCACGAAGAGAGACGAUAAUGCGGAGCCGUUGCUUCCGUCUUCAGCGACAGGACGACGUUCGGAUCCGCUCCUAAUCGAGCGAGAAGAUCUAACAGUCAGAAAUGACGCGAAGAAGAACGUUUAUCUUCGUAUUGGGAGUAUGCAUAGGCACCUUGCUGCUACUCUUCGACAAUGCGGUGGCGGAAGUUACGGAAGCGUCGGUUGCUUCCGAGAAAUCUGAGUCCCAAAAAGCAUCGACUUUUCAAGGAUCUACGACGAUAUUAGCAAAAGUUUCUUCGAUCCAGCAAAAUCAAUCAUCUGUAGAAAACGACGAAAAAAAUAUCAAGAAUCGAAAAACUAAUGACGCGGAAAAUAGAUCACACGACAGUGUCAUCGACGACGCAAAUCAGGAUGGAAAAACAAGCGAUGAAUCCGAAAAUUCAUCGUCCGAUGGAAACAGGAAGCCGAGGUACGGCGAAAUUGCUGUUGAGAGCUCCGGGAAAAGCACCAGCACGAAAGUCGUCUCCGAGGAUCUUCUCAGACUCUCCAGGAAGAACGAACUGACUGCGGCGACUGCAAAGCCAGCUUUCAAUGAUUCGAAGCAGGACAGUAAGAACCUAGAGAAUGUCUCCCUUCAAGAAUCUUUCGACCAUGAAAAAAUAUCCGAUACGACCAAGACUACGUCUUCAAAUACUAAGGAAAAAAUUCCCGAUGAGAAAUUAAUCGCGAAUGUAAUGGAAACAUUGGAAUCUAAAGUAGAGAAGGAGUCCUCCUUCGAGCAUAAAGCGAAGAAUAAUGUAACUGCGGACAAACAAGAGAUACCGACCGUCAAGUCUAUCGGAGAUUUCUUCUCGACAACCCCGAAAUCGACUGCUGAGGACGUCGUCAGGUCCGACGAAAAGAAGGACAAAAUUAUAAAGCUUGAGCACAAGGAAGUUGUUUCGAAAAACGACAAAAAUGUAAUCUUGACUGACUUGAAGGAAGAAGUAGAGGAUCAUACAGUGGAGGUUCGCAAUCAGGAAUCAACCACAGUGCAUGGUGAAAAUUCCCCAGGAUUUAAGAAGAGCGCGAACGAUCUAGGAACGACGGCAUCCGAGGCGCUCGAUCUCGAGAAGGUCGAUGAGCAGGUGCACGAGGGAAGCGUUUCGUUAGUUAACGACACGUACGUGAAUCACUUUUAUAAGACUGUGACGGAGAAAGAUCUCAAAGCUGUCCCCGGAAACCAUUCGAUUGACGUGAAUGACUCGCGCGAGAAAGCCGAUCCGAAAGAAGAAGUGGAGAUCGUUAAGAACGUGACUCACCUGCCAGUAUUGAAGAUUGUGACAACCGCGAACGAUACUGCGAAGAAUGACUCUCACGUCAAUGAACGGAAUAAUCAGGAAGCAGCCGCUUACGUCGAGAGGAAAGGGGAGACCGGGGCGAAAGGUGAAAAUCAUCCUGAACAAAGCGCAGACUUCUCCAUUUCGAAUGUGACUACUAAGAGUAUAGAUGGUAUAGAGGAAUGGAGAUCAAUAGGGGAGCCUGAGAGCCAGGUCAAGUUGCCCGAAACAACGACUCAGAGCGUGCGACUUGAACGUACCUCGCCCGCCCCCGAAACCACUUCUAGUCUAGUCCCGCAAGGCAGAACUAUCGGAUUUUCCGGAAUCAACGAGUUUCCGAAAAUCGAGGUGAAAACUACGGCAUCAAUGAGGACCGACGGGGGAUCGCCGGUCACUCAGAGCCUGCGAAACAUCACCGAAAAAAUAGAUCAGAAGCCUUAUCCGUAUCUGAAAUCUAGCAGAGAGUCGUUCCAGACGAUAACAGAGGUCAAUACGAAAUUGAGAAAGGAAGGACGAAGUGACGUUACGGAGGAAACUUCCCCUUACGAGAACACGAUCGGAAGAGGAGAAUCCGAGAAGAAGCUCGUCGUCACCGAACCUUCGGUUGUGAUCGAGAACAGCAUUCAACAGCAUAAACCGAACAAGAAGAAUAUAAACGAGUCCGCGAAUUCGACGACAAAGAGCCUCUCCUCUUUGACGCCAGUGACGACGAUUCCGAUUGUUUCGGUCGUCGUUGGGCCAACGAAUAAAACUUUUCCGGAAGGAUUUAACGGCAGCGCGAAGACCGCGGAAAUGAAACGCUCGAAGCCGAACGAGAAUGACACGCCAGGUGCGAAAGAGGAGGAGAAAGUGAUCGCGGGUAGAGACGAGGGUUACGACGUAACUGGAAAUGGAAUAACGGAAGUGAGCCUAACUCCGGAUGGCAAGGACGUGAAAUCACAUUUCAACGAAGGAACGGAAUCGUCAACGUUGCGUUCCGCGGAAAGGAAUACAUCUCGGACGACGUCUCUGAAUACCGACGUGCAGAUGGAACCGGAAGAAGCUAUGAUGAUCCGCUCGACUUUCGUCGUUACCGAAACCACGAGCGUGGUGCCCUUGGACAAGGACGUGACGACGGAAGCGAACAAGUCCAAGACUUCGAUGACACCGCGAGCGGAAGUCAAUACGACCGCUACAACGGUCCUCGAGAAUUCCACGGAAUCGACACCGAAGACGAGCGUCAUCACGCCGCGACCGUCCUCGAGCGCUAAUCACACCACCGAAUCACCCUCCGCCACUUUAAAUCCCGACGAAUCGUCAAUCCCGUCGACCACGUCCGUCGAAUUCGAAUUCGUCAGUCUCACGGAGGCGAUCUCUUCGGUAGGUAACGCGACUGAAGGGACCGUCGACGGACAUACCUUCGAGGAACAAAUGACGUCCUCGAGAACGACGACGGUUCAAAAUUCGACGAGCAACUCGACGAUGGUCACCGCGAUGAAACCGGAGGAAUUCACCGAACUUCCCGUGACGACCGAAGAUGGAACUCCGACGACGGAUCAAGUGUCGGAUAUGCGCCACGUGGACAACGAGACUACCGGAGGUCCUACGGUUGCCCAAACUACUUCUGAGAGUCAAAGUAAUCAUACGGAGUUGACGAGGAGCGAAGUUACCGUAAGCGUUAUCGAUUUCACCAGCGCCGCCACCGGUAAUGUCACGGGAGCCUUCGGCGUAACCGAGGGUUCUUCAGAGUCUAAGGAUUCAAGUUUCGAUGCGAACAUCACCGAGACGUCCGCCCCAGGCGUGACGGAACUACCGCCGAAUACGAGUGUCAGGACAACAGCGAACGUUACAAAGAGCCCUUCGGCUACAAGUACUUUGGAGCCGAUAGUACUAUGGAGUACGGUGGGUUUCACGGAGUCGCCCGAGGAAGAGAUAACUGAAAGUAUUCAGAAUCUGUCGCCGGACGAGGUCACGUUACUGGUUAAAAUAAUUGUCGAGGGCACCUUACAAGAGGUCUGUCCCCGAUUGCAGGAUCUAAGGAAGGCGCUCGCGGAUUUUCUCAGGGAAGGACUGGAAAAGCCUGUGCAACCGAAACAAAUUGUUAUCCAUCAAAAUCCUUGCCGCGAGCAGAACUUGUCGCCGACAUCGACAGAGGUUUCCCUAAUCCCGAUCCUGGUUUACGUUAUCGAUGAGGACGGCAAGUUCGACCCCGCCAUGACAAAGAUUCUACCAAGUUUAUACAAGGUGUCUCCCAACUUCCCAGUGAGAGUCAUUCAUUCUUUCCAGAUACACAAGUUCCUUCUGGUACCGGAAGGGGAUUCUGGAAACGCAAUAGCGGUCGUCGUGGUCUCCUCCGUGGCCUUCAUUUGCCUGGUUCUUUUAGCUGGUCUUCUGUUCAUAAUGAGAAAGAGGCAAACGAGGUUCAAUUACGGAGAACGGUGCCGGCCGGUAUCCUUGGACGCCUACAGCCUCGACAGCGUUUCGGCGUACAAUAGCGUAAGGCGCAAAGGUGCGGCAAGAUCCUCCAAGAGGAGUUACGGCAAUCCGACUUUCGAAGAUUCGAGCGCCAUUCCCUCCCACCCCCUCAACUUCGCCGGGCUUUCAUCUUUCUGUAACGACGUUAAUGCAAUCAACGAGGAGUUCGCGGGUAUACCCCAGGUUUCGGCGAAGAUAGACGAGCUGCCCCCGGGCGCGGAGGUGAAGAAUAGAUACGCGAAUGUGAUACCGCUUCCGGAGACGAGGGUGCCGUUACAGAGGCUGAACAAUGACGCGUUAACCGAGUACAUCAACGCCAGUUACGUGCGGGGACCUAAGAACGCCACAAAGUAUUAUAUCGCGUGCCAAGCGCCAAUAGAGUCGACUGUUACCGACUUUUGGCGAAUGAUUUGGGAGCAACAGUCCAAAGUGAUUAUCAUGCUGACCGAUCUCGUCGAGAACGAAGUGGAAAAGUGUACAGAAUACAUUCCACCUUCGGAGGUGACAGAUUGUCACCGGCUUUACGGUGAUUUCCAAGUCACUUUGAAGAAGCGGGAAGCCAAGGAGAAGUAUGCUAUAUCUACACUUCAUCUGAAGAACCUGGAGAACAAUACGUUCCGAGAGGUGUUUCACAUUUGGUACCUCUGGCCGGUGAGUGGCGUCCAAUCAGACGGUACAGGCCUAAUAGCGGUACUGCUCGAGGCGAGAGCACUCCAGCGAGGUGGCCCCGGGCCCAUCGUGGUCCAUUGUAGUCCUGGCACAGGACGCACUGGCACGUUAAUAGCCCUCGACCUAGGAAUUAGACAAUAUGAAAUUACGAGGACCGUGGAUGUGCCGAGGGUCGUUUACACCAUCAGGAGAGAUCGGGCUGGCGCAGUGCAAACUAAGGAGCAAUAUGCUUUCAUAUACAAGGCACUAAACUUGUACGCGACAAAACUCGCUGGCGGUGUACUAGAGUCAACGUGAAGCAGAAGUUCUGAAGAUUUGCAAAAACGGACGUCAGUUGACGAAGCUCGGCUGUUUGUUUAGCGAACAGUGUGUGUACGUGAAAUCAGGAAGCCUUUAUUUAAAAAGGUUUUCACUCGGAUGGAUGCUUAAGUUACCGGCUGAAGAAAAUAAACUACAAAGAUGCCAAAUGUUUGUCCGAUUUAAGAGCAGAGGUAUUCUAAUAUUGCUUUUAAGAAAAAAAAAAAA